CCUUGACCCUGUCCGGUUGGUCAAUAUGGAAUUACAAUGUAGUUGAACGACUGACCACUUUCUGCCAGGUGAUCCCCACCCUUCACCCGCAAGCCGAACAGUGAUUUUCCUCCGUCAUUCCGAUUCGCGAUUGAUAACCUCGGCUUCAAGACCAAAUCCUGUUGCGCGACGGACGAUACACACCGUACAUGCGCGGAUCCUAGUGCACAGGAGUACUCGAUUAGUCAGGGGCAUAUUGAAGGAACCCAAACGGAGGCAAAGCAAAAGUUGAAGUAACUCUUAAACACCGCAUCGAUGCCAGUGAGCGGGUCGUCGGCGAGACUCUGCGUGGACUACAUUCCAGCCACGCUGGGGUCUCGAAGGGUGUCGAUACUGCCUCGAGGCACGAGGCCAGCCUAUGUCAGACAAUGCAGAAGGAAUGUACAUCAGCCAUAUGCCAGUGUGAACCGUUCCCAGACGCCAACCCCGGCAAUCGUCCAUUUAACCAGAGGGUUGAACAUCCGUGGGCCCCGGCCGGGUCAUGAGUAUAUGCGACAGUACGCGACAGCAGCGGCGAACGAGGUCAGGUCGGAUGUUGCAACUGAGCUACAGGGUGGUCCUUUAAAAGAGUAUGAUGCGCGCGUGCAACAGGGUCGGCUACGGGAUGACCCAUACCAGAGACAGAUCAUUGGGACGCUACAAGACCUGCACGAAAGGCUGCGAAGCUACAACCCUCCGGCCGUCAUCCACCCGAAUCCCGAAUCCUUGGAUCUUCAGCCGAAAACGUCGUUCCUGGGCUCUCUGUUCGGGCGUGGGAAGGCAAAGGAAGAGUUAGCCAUCCCCGAGAACCUUCCAAAAGGCCUGUAUAUGUAUGGAGAUGUCGGGUGUGGGAAAACAAUGCUCAUGGAUCUGUUUUACGAGACUUUGCCCUCGAAUAUCGUGUCCAAGUCUCGGAUCCAUUUCCACAAUUUCAUGCAAGAUGUCCAUAAGCGCAUGCAUGUGGUCAAAAUGCGGUACGGCAAUGAUUUUGAUGCGUUGCCUUUGGUAGCAGCGGCCAUUGCCGAGAAAUCGAGCGUGCUGUGUUUCGACGAGUUCCAGUGUACGGAUGUUGCGGAUGCUAUGAUUCUGCGGAGGCUUCUGGAGUCCCUCAUGUCCCAUGGGGUCGUGCUCAUCACCACUUCCAACAGGCACCCCGACGAUCUGUACAAGAACGGCAUCCAGCGAGAGUCGUUCAUCCCGUGCAUCAACCUUCUGAAAACCGCUCUGGAUGUGAUCAACCUGAACUCUCCCACAGACUACCGCAAAAUCCCUCGGCCGCCUUCCGGCGUCUACCACCACCCACUGGGCCAGGAUGCUGAGCAACACGCCCAGAAGUGGUUCGAGUUCCUGGGUGAUCCCAAGGAUCCUCCCCACCCCGCAACGCAGGAGGUCUGGGGCCGCAAGAUCGAGGUUCCCCUGGCGAGCGGCAGAGCCGCUCAGUUUAGCUUUCAGCAGUUGAUCGGUCGAGCGACAGGAGCCGCGGACUACCUGGAGUUAGUCCGGAACUACGACGCCUUUAUCAUCACGGACGUUCCUGGGAUGACCUUGAAUCAGCGAGAUCUUGCGCGUCGGUUUAUUACAUUCAUUGACGCCGUCUAUGAAAGCAGGGCCAAACUAGUCCUGACCACAGAAGUGCCUUUGACCAACCUCUUCCUCUCCGAGGCGGAAAUGAAGAGCUCUCUCGGGGAAGGCGAAGGUAGCGAUCUCUCCGACGCGAUGCGCAUGAUGAUGGACGACCUUGGUCUCUCCAUGCAAGCCCUCAAGUCCACCUCCAUCUUCAGCGGUGAUGAGGAACGGUUUGCAUUUGCCCGGGCGCUCUCGCGUCUCUCCGAGAUGGGCAGCAAACAAUGGGUGGAGCGGGGGUUGGGUGUCGGACUGGAUGCCGAGCAGGGGAAAAGCGAGCACGACGCAUGGAUGAAAGCGAGAAGUCAUUGGAGUGAGGAUAACAUGUGAUGAUGAUUCCACGUUGAUCCUACGUUCCUCCCAUUUCGUUGCAUUAGACUUGGGGUGUUGUAUACCAUUUCGUUUUCUUUCUUUCUUUCUUUCUUUCCUCCUUUCAUUCUCCUUCACGCAUGGGAUGUAUAUAUUGACCUAGAUAGAUGUGUGGCACUUUGCAAGUUUUGC
Molecule: messenger RNA, 2142 nt
Organism: Aspergillus pseudotamarii
Lineage: Eukaryota; Fungi; Ascomycota; Eurotiomycetes; Eurotiales; Aspergillaceae
Product: AFG1 family ATPase
Exons: 3
Coding region: 295-1971 (558 amino acids)
Biological process (GO): protein quality control for misfolded or incompletely synthesized proteins
Cellular component (GO): mitochondrion; cytoplasm
Molecular function (GO): ATP binding; ATP hydrolysis activity
Source: RefSeq, a predicted model, not a curated record